AAAACCCUGAAGAAGAACCUUUUUCACAUUUUCUUACAAUUUUUUUUUUCUUGUUCGACUCAACGUGUCUGAUUUCCCAGCAAAUUUUUGAUCUACCUUUCAAAUUCCCCUUUUCUACUCCAUGGAUCUCUUCUUCUCGUCUUGAUCUGGAUCGACUUUGUUGGGCUUUCUCUUUUGAGCUCUAAUGGUGGGGAGAAUGAAGGUGCCUUGUUGUUCCGUGUGCCACACGCGGUAUAACGAGGACGAGAGAGUUCCGCUAUUGCUCCAAUGCGGCCAUGGCUUCUGCAAGGAUUGCUUGUCCAAGAUGUUCUCCACCUCUUCCGACACCACCCUCACUUGUCCCCGCUGCCGCCACGUGUCCGUGGUCGGGAACUCCGUCCAGGGCCUGCGGAAGAACUUCGCUAUGCUCGCCCUCAUCCACGCCGCUUCCGGCGGCGGAAACUUCGAUUGUGAUUACACGGACGACGAGGACGAAGACGGCGAAGAAGACGGAAGCGACGAUGACGAAGCUGCUCGUUCCGCCCGCGGAUUCCACGCCUCCAGCUCGCGUAAUAGCUCAUGUGGUCCGGUGAUCGAGGUCGGAGCUCACCCGGAUAUGAAGCUGGUGAGGCAGAUUGGGGAAGAGGGCAGUGCUCCCGGUGGAGUUGAGAUGUGGGACGCGACCGUUGCAGGCGGUGGUGGAAGGUGUAAGCACCGCGUGGCGGUGAAGAAGAUGUCUUUGACGGAGGAAAUGGAUGUAGAUUGGAUGCAGGGACAGCUUGAGAGCUUGAGAAAGGCAUCGAUGUGGUGUCGGAAUGUUUGCACUUUCCAUGGGGUUGUGAAGAUGGAGGGAUCUCUUUGUCUAUUGAUGGAUAGAUGCUAUGGGUCUGUUCAGUCUGAGAUGCAACGCAAUGAAGGCAGACUCACUUUGGAGCAGAUAUUAAGAUAUGGGGCUGAUGUUGCUCGAGGGGUUGCAGAACUCCAUGCAGCAGGUGUUAUAUGUAUGAAUAUAAAACCUUCGAAUCUUCUUUUGGAUGCAAGCGGCAAUGCUGUGGUUUCUGAUUAUGGGCUCGCUCCCAUCCUGAAGAAGCCAACAUGCCAGAAAGCUCGACCAGAGUUGGAUUCAUCGAAACUCACUCUAUGCACGGACUGUAUCACACUCAGUCCACACUACACUGCGCCAGAGGCUUGGGGGCCAGUGAAAAAACUUUUUUGGGAGGAUGCAAGUGGUGUAUCUCCAGAGUCGGAUGCAUGGAGUUUUGGUUGUACGUUGGUCGAGAUGUGCACUGGCUCCACUCCGUGGGAUGGUCUUAGUAGAGAAGAAAUCUUUCAAGCUGUUGUGAAAGCCCGGAAAGUGCCACCACAGUAUGAACGUAUAGUGGGUGUGGGAAUUCCCCGAGAAUUAUGGAAAAUGAUUGGUGAAUGUCUUCAGUUUAAACCGUCGAAAAGACCGACUUUUAAUGCAAUGCUCGCUACAUUUCUUCGUCAUCUACAAGAGAUACCUCGUAGCCCUUCAGCAAGCCCUGAUAAUGGGUUUACCAAAAUAUGUGGAGUAAACGUUGUAGAAGAAACUCUCCCCACCACCAACAUAGGGGUCUUACAUGAUAACCCUAGCAACCUACAUCGGGUUGUUUUGGAGGGAGAUUUUGAGGGUGUAAGAAAUAUACUAGCAAAGGCUGCAGCUGGAGGCGGUGGAAGCGCUGUGCGAUCUCUAUUAGAGGCGCAAAACGCUGAUGGUCAAUCCGCUCUUCACUUAGCUUGCAGACGUGGCAGUGCUGAACUUGUGGAGACUAUAUUGGAGUAUGAGGAGGCGGAUGUAGAUAUUGUGGAUAAAGAUGGGGAUCCUCCUCUCGUCUUUGCUUUAGCAGCUGGAUCUCCACAAUGUGUUCGUGUUCUCAUAAAAAAAGGGGCUAAUGUUAGGUCCAAACUGCGGGAAGGAUCAGGCCCAUCUGUUGCUCAUGUGUGUUCGUACCAUGGCCAACCUGACUGUAUGCGUGAAUUGCUGAUAGCUGGAGCUGAUCCAAAUGCAGUGGAUGAUGAAGGUGAAACUGUGCUUCAUCGAGCUGUUACCAAGAAAUACACAGAUUGUGCCAUUGUUAUAUUGGAAAAUGGGGGAUCUAAAUCAAUGGCCGUUUCAAAUGCAAAGCGCCUGACUUUACUUAGGAUGUAUAUUGCUGCAGAAGGUAGAGAGCUAGUCCAGAUAUUGCUUGCGGCUGGGGCAGAUCCGACUGCGCAAGAUGCUCAGCAUGGUCGAACAGCGUUGCAUACUGCUGCUAUGGCUAACAAUGUGGAACUUGUGAGAGUUAUUCUCGAUGCUGGUGUGAAUGCGAACAUUCGGAAUGUCCACAAUACAAUCCCCCUUCACAUGGCUUUGGCCAGAGGGGCGAAUACCUGUGUUAGCCUACUUCUAGACUCUGGUUCGGACUGCAAUAUACAGGAUGAUGAAGGCGACAAUGCAUUCCAUAUAGCAGCAGACGCAGCAAAGAUGAUACGUGAAAACCUUGAUUGGUUAAUUGUGAUGCUUAGGAGUCCUGAUGCUGCUGUGGACUGGCAAGACAGUACGCGACUUCUUAGAAGCCCUUCCAAGAGAAUGGAUCUCAGAGGAUCUGAUGGAGGCAUUAUCAAAAAGGGGAGUUCAUCUGUCACCUACAAUGUAGGAGAUUGGGUGAAGUUUAAGAGAGGCAUAACAACACCCGUACAUGGAUGGCAAGGUGCUAAGCCUAAGAGUGUUGGGUUUGUGCAAACCAUUCUUGAGAAGGAGGACAUGAUUGUCGCAUUUUGUUCUGGUGAAGCUCGUGUGUUGGCAAAUGAAGUUGUUAAGUUGAUUCCAUUGGACAGGGGCCAGCAUGUAAGGCUCAGAGCAGACGUCAAAGAACCAAGGUUUGGUUGGCGUGGCCAAUCACGUGAUAGCGUCGGUACUGUUUUAUGUGUUGAUGAGGAUGGGAUCUUACGAGUUGGGUUUCCUGGAGCAUCUCGAGGCUGGAAAGCUGAUCCUGCGGAAAUGGAACGUGUGGAAGAGUUCAAAGUCGGGGACUGGGUCCGUAUCCGUCAAAAUCUGACUUCAGCAAAACAUGGCUUUGGAUCUGUUGUCCCAGGGAGUAUGGGGAUUGUUUAUUGUGUAAGGCCAGAUAGCAGCCUCCUUGUGGAGUUAAGUUAUCUUCCAAAUCCCUGGCACUGUGAACCUGAGGAAGUUGAACCUGUUGCUCCCUUUAGGAUUGGUGAUCGGGUGUGCGUAAAGAGGUCAGUUGCCGAACCUCGUUAUGCUUGGGGUGGUGAGACCCACCACAGUGUUGGCAAAAUUAGUGAAAUAGAGAAUGAUGGUCUCCUUAUAAUUGAAAUACCAAGCCGACCUAUACCGUGGCAAGCAGAUCCUUCCGACAUGGAAAAGAUUGAUGAUUUCAAGUUAGAUCCGCAGCAUCUCAAGAGCUUUGAUUCUUUUAACACUGAGCAUUUGUACAACGAGCAGGUUGGUGACUGGGUCAGAGUGAAGGCGUCAGUGUCGUCCCCGAAAUAUGGAUGGGAAGACAUUACUCGAAACAGUAUUGGCGUGAUGCACAGCUUAGAAGAAGAUGGUGAUGUGGGCCUAGCUUUUUGUUUCAGGAGCAAGCCGUUUUCAUGUUCGGUGACAGAUGUUGAAAAGGUUGAACCCUUUCAUGUGGGGCAAGAGAUUCAUAUGAUACCAUCUAUCACCCAACCACGGCUUGGAUGGUCAAAUGAGAGUCCAGCAACUAUUGGUAAAAUCAUGAGAAUCGACAUGGAUGGGACUCUGAGCGCGCAGGUGACUGGUAGACAGACAUUGUGGAGAGUCUCUCCUGGUGAUGCAGAGCUACUCUCAGGUUUUGAAGUUGGUGACUGGCCCGAUUCUCGAGGCAUCAUAACAACUGUUCAUGCUGAUGGAGAGGUAAGGGUUGCUUUCUUCGGAUUGCCUGGUUUGUGGAGAGGGGAUCCAGCAGACUUAGAGGUGGAGCGUACGUUUGAGGUUGGAGAAUGGGUAAGACUCAAAGAAGGCGUUCCUUGUUGGAAGUCCAUUGGACCAGGGAGUGUUGGUGUAGUGCAUGGAGUAGGAUAUGAGGGAGACGAGUGGGACGGAACCACUUCCGUUUCAUUUUGUGGCGAGCAAGAAAGAUGGGCAGGUUCCUCUUCGCAUCUAGAGAAAGCAAAGAAGCUUGCAGUCGGACAAAAAACUCGGGUCAAACUGGCAGUGAAACAGCCUAGGUUUGGGUGGUCAGGUCAUAGCCACGGGAGUGUAGGAACCAUAGCAGCUAUCGAUGCGGAUGGUAAGCUACGGAUAUACACACCAGCCGGGUCUAAAACGUGGAUGCUAGACCCGUCGGAAGUGGAAACCAUAGAAGAAGAAGAGCUCAAGAUUGGGGACUGGGUUAGGGUAAAGCCGAGCAUCACAACACCAACGUACCAGUGGGGAGAGGUGAACCCUUCAAGCGUAGGGGUGGUUCACAGAAUGGAGGAUGGAGACUUAUGGGUGUCUUUCUGUUUUCUAGAUAGGCUAUGGCUUUGUAAAGGCGGGGAAAUGGAACGUAUAAGGCCGUUCGGGAUUGGAGACCGGGUUAAGAUAAAGAACGGACUGGUUACACCUCGGUGGGGUUGGGGAAUGGAGACACAUGCAAGUAAAGGACAUGUUGUGGGAGUGGAUGCAAAUGGGAAAUUGAGAAUAAAAUUCCUCUGGAGAGAAGGGCGGCCAUGGAUCGGUGAUCCUGCUGAUAUCGUUCUAGAUGAACCUAUCUCCUAG
Molecule: messenger RNA, 4726 nt
Organism: Thlaspi arvense
Lineage: Eukaryota; Viridiplantae; Streptophyta; Magnoliopsida; Brassicales; Brassicaceae
Source: the annotation of a GenBank genome assembly